Molecule: messenger RNA, 567 nt
Organism: Capronia coronata CBS 617.96
Lineage: Eukaryota; Fungi; Ascomycota; Eurotiomycetes; Chaetothyriales; Herpotrichiellaceae
Exons: 1
Coding region: 1-567 (188 amino acids)
Source: RefSeq, a predicted model, not a curated record
AUGUCGUCGUCCCUUGACCCAACAGGGCCUUCGCAGCCAACUGAGCAAGCGGGGCUCAACCAAGCUCAGAACCCAGCAUCAAAGACUUCCGCCGAAGAAUCCACCUCCCAUGACCCUGCGAACAAGUCGGACAAAAUCAUCGACCGUCGCACCUCACAUGACGUACCGUCCCAACACGGCGAGGCGGCGCACCCAGGUGCUAGGGGAUCAGGGGAGCGUGGCCCUCUGACAGAAAAACUGAUACCAGAAUCGGACGCUCAGAACUACUCAGAGGGCGAUAGCAACCUGGAUGGCGAGCAAAUGCGGAUGCCUGGCGAAGGUGACGUCGCCGAAGCAGUGCGCUCAGGCGGCGGGGGAGGACAUGGAGAGGAACAAAGCCUGACGGAGGAUGUUGGGAAGAAACAGGCUGAACACGAGCGGGAGCUGCACAAGCGAGGAGAGCGGACAGGCAGAGAGAUCGAGGAAGAAGAGAAAGAGGAUUGGACGGGCAGGAAGGCAGACAUCGCGACUGCUCUAGGGGACGGGAGGGACAGAUCUCCUAAGGUUGUGCUCGCUCCGGAGGAAUAA